UUUUGUAAUAUACAUGAAUCACCAAGUCCCUGUGCUUAUCUUUGACGUAUAUUACCUUGCCAGAAGAGAGUUCCAUUUAUCGGACAUUUACGUCUAAGUUAAGCAUGUUACCUGUUGUAGUGUUAGUGGCGAGUUUAGGGUACGCCUCUGCUAUUGUUUGUACCCCCGAGUUAUGUCAGGGAGUGGAUAGAGACACUCCCCUCAACUGUGCCGGAUCAGUCAUCAAAAAUGGCGGCUUCUGUGGCUGUUCAGACAUCUGUGCAAAGGUGGAAGGUGAGGCGUGUCAGUCCACUUACAUGUUCGGAAUGAUCCCCGCCGGUCGCUGUGACGACGGACUUGAAUGCGUACAUGACACUUCGGAACACUCCCGACUGGGUGUUGGAAGCUGCCAGAUGAAACAAGAUUCCGCCAGAUCUCUGGACGGACAUGCACAGACAGCAUGUGAGCAGAUGCGGGCAGUUCAGCAGAUAUCUUUUGUGAUAUAUACAGGACAAUGGAUGGCCAAGUGUGACGUCAUGGGAAACUUUCAGCCAAAACAGUGUGACAAUCAAAAUAAGUGUUUCUGUGUUGACAUCAAGUCUGGUAGUCUGUUGACGGAGAGACAGCUCGGUGACGUGGACUGUUCUGGAACUCUCCACACCUGGUCACAUGCUGCAGAACCUUUGAUGGUGUCACGGGAUUUGGUUAGACACACCGCCACAACGUGUGAACAGGCCAGAUCGAGAGAGAUGCUGUCUAUGGUCGUGUAUGAGGGACAAUGGUUUCCGAACUGUGACUCUGCAGGGAAUUUCUUGUCCCGUCAGUGCGACAAUCAACAUAAAUGUUUCUGUGUUGACACCUCGAGCGGUAAACUGUUGACGGAGAGACAACUCGGCAGUAUUGCUUGCUGAACUCUCUCUUAGAAUAACAGUGGACUAGGCAGACCCGUCUGUGUCCGAAAGUGUGAAAAAUAGCCACGUCCUCGUGUAUGCUGUAAAUUAAAUAUAACGACCGAA
Molecule: messenger RNA, 995 nt
Organism: Pecten maximus
Lineage: Eukaryota; Metazoa; Mollusca; Bivalvia; Pectinida; Pectinidae
Product: nidogen-2-like
Exons: 6
Coding region: 105-890 (261 amino acids)
Biological process (GO): cell-matrix adhesion
Cellular component (GO): extracellular region; basement membrane
Source: RefSeq, a predicted model, not a curated record